Molecule: messenger RNA, 1686 nt
Organism: Portunus trituberculatus (swimming crab)
Lineage: Eukaryota; Metazoa; Arthropoda; Malacostraca; Decapoda; Portunidae
Biological process (GO): DNA integration
Molecular function (GO): nucleic acid binding
Source: RefSeq, a predicted model, not a curated record
AUGGGGAAGACCAAAGAAUCCACGUCUACAACGCCUCAAGGAGAAGAUCGCCCGUACAUCUUCACAGCUGUAUGGCGCCCGGGCAAGGAGUUGUGUAUCCCGGACGCUCUAUCUCGCUCUCCUGUUGGCUACCCAACGCAGGCUGACGAAGUCCUUGGCACUGAUACCGGCUUCCAAGUUAGGAGUAUCGCUACACUACGUGCGAUGGAGUCUCUUGCUCCGUUGGUGCCUCCUGAUGUUGCAGAAGCACCUCCUGGCAGUGACCUUGCCCUUGAGGAGCUUCGUAAGGUGGCAACCGAGGACCCCGAGUACGUCCAGCUCCUUCAUUUUGUGAAGAACGGAUUCCCUAUGGACAGGUACGCCCUCCCCAACGUGCUCCGCCCGUACUGGAAGUUACGGGAGGACCUCUACUGUGAUGAGGAUCUCGUCCUGUACGGUGCACGAGUGUUGGUGCCUACAGCUCUACGUCGCCGUGUCUUGGCCCGCCUGCACGACAGCCAUCGUGGUGUCGAAGCCACCAAGCGCCGUGCUAGGCAGGCUGUGUUCUGGCCAGGCGUGGAUGCAGACAUUGCCAACACUGUUCGAGCAUGUGAGCCGUGCCAGAUUCUGCAGCCCAGUCAACAGCAAGAACCAAGACUCUGUGAUGACAACCCAACUCGACCAUUCGAGAAGGCUUUCUUAGUCAUUGCAGAUCGUCUUUCCGGCUGGCCUGUCGUCGUGUCCUGUGGCGCUGAUACGACGUCUGCUGCCACCAUUCGCCAUUUCCGCCGCCUCUUCAGGGACCUGGGUGUUCCUGUACGCCUGCGCACGGACGGUGGCCCACAGUUCGCCAGCCGGGAGUUUUCUACGUUCCUCGAGCGCUGGGGAGUCCGUCACGACACAUCGACGCCCCAUUACCCACAGUCUAACGGCCAUGCCGAGUCUGCAGUGAAGGCCGUGAAGCACUUCAUCCAGAAGGUGGCACCGUCUGGCAAUAUAGACUGUGAGGCGUUCGACAGGGGUCUCCUGGAGCUUCGGAACACCCCCAACCAGACGGGUCGCUCUCCAGCUCAAGUCCUGUAUGGUCGCCCUUUACGCUCUUGCGUCCCCGCACAUGCCAGCGCCUUCCAGAAACAGUGGCAGGCCAGGGACGAUUGCGACCGUCGAGCUGCUGCCCGUCUCCGUGAUGCCACAAGUCGCUACGACGCUCACGCUCGGCCUCUUCCACCCCUGCAGCGAGGUGACGUGGUUCGGAUCCAGGACCCGACUACGCAGCGGUGGGACAAGGUUGGCACCAUCAUGGGCGUUGGCAGGUCACGGGAUUACCUGCUCAAGAUGCCCAGUGGCCGAGUGUGGUGGAGGAACAGGCGCUUCCUCCGCCCUGCUCCACCUCUAAACGCUUCUUCUACGAUGGAGGACGCCACUGCUCCCUAUGCGGCACCUGAUACGGUGGUGCCCCGCAGGUCGCCACGACUCCAGGAGAAGGCGUCCGCAGCUGCAGUCGCUCGAGUCCCUGUGGACUUCUGAGCGCAGAAUGGGGGGGGAGAUGUGGGUUAUGUAUUGUAUUAAUGCAUAUUACGUGUAUGUGGCACCACUGUGUAUUUCUCUGCGCAUUCAGCUAGCGCGUGAGCCUGUGCUCCCGAGUCGCUACUGGCCGCCAUUUCCUACCCUUUGUAGCUCUAAGGACAAGUAAAGAAUCUACGUGUA